GCGCAUGCGUGCAUACACGCACCUGACUUGAACUUGAGUUUCACUUCACUGCUGUCUUCUUACUGACCGAAAAAGACGUGAUCUUGCUCUUUGGUGGUUAUUUGUCUGAGCAGGUAGAUAGCGAUCUGUUGAUUCCUUGGACCAGACAGUGGUGUGUUGUUCCGUAAAAGACAGAGCGAGACAUGGGCGUGGUGGCAGUCAACAGCGCUGAUCCUGAUAUUUCGGGAUUGGAGAGGGAAAGGAGUCUGAGGCAGUUUCCACAAUAUGGAAGCAUAAAUGGCCACGGAGGGGACACCUGCCCCACUUGUUGUGGCACUGGACGUAUACCAAGAGGUCAUGAAGACCAGCUUGUUGCCGUGAUACCUUGUAACGAUGUACGCCUGAGGCCCAGACGCACAAAGCUCUACGUGUUCAUCUCCAUGGCCGUGUGUCUGUUUCUCUCGUGCCUCAUCCUCUUCUUCCUCUUCCCCCGGAGUGUGACCCUCACACCUGUGUCUGUGGAGUCAGUCAUGGUCUACUUCACUGAUUCAGAAAUGCAAAUUGACGUCAGGAACCGUGUCACCCUCACCAACAACAACUUUGUCCCAGUCCAGAUUGUGGAGUUUAACGUUCAAGGUUUGGUCCAAGAUGUUUUGGUGGGUAAGAACAAAAUUUGCAACACGACGUCCCUCCACUCGCGCUCACAAACAUCAUACACCUACAACAUUGGGUUGCCGAUUACUGAUGUAGGACUGAACACCUACUGCAAGUCAUCCGACAUCAAAAUUCACUCACUCUUCGUGCAGCUGCAGUUGACUUUAAAUAUCUCCUAUCUGUCUCACACGGAGCAGCUGACUCAGGAAACAUAUGAGUACAUCGACUGUGGCGCCAACUCCACCAUUCCUCACCCUGUCAGAUGAUGUCAUUCCGAUGCAAAUGCAUAACACCUUUAUAUCUCUCGAAAGCCAUUCCGUGGACCUUGCCUCGUUUCCGUGUUUAAAGUCUGAUGACCGCAGUAGAUUUGACAAUACUGCACAAUGCUUCUAUAAAUGUCCAAAGGCGUCUGGAUAGAAGGUCGAUUAAAACGGUGGUUCUGAACUGGUCUGGCUUUGGGACCCUCCACCAGUCCUAAAUGAGACCUAAAUCGAGAAAAUACAUUCCAACAUUAUUUAUUUGAAUAAAUAUUCAAUAAAGAAAUCGAACACGUUGAACCCCAACUUCCAUACAACGGUUUUAUGAAAGCAGAUUCUAUUUUUUUUGCCGAGGAAAGCAACAAAUAGAUAAAGGUUUAAAUAUGAAUGUUUACAUGAAAUGCUUUAAUGUUCUGGAUGUAUCAAUGUGCUUUGCCUGUUCAUCUAGUCCUCUGCACUUUAUGAAAUAUGUAUAACUGUGAGAUACUUCAUUUCAUUUUACUUUUGCACUAUUGAUUUCAAUCAACAGGCUGACGUGAUGAAUGUUGACAGAAAAUAAUGUGAAAUAAAUGGCAUGACCUUUUGA
Molecule: messenger RNA, 1476 nt
Organism: Synchiropus splendidus (mandarinfish)
Lineage: Eukaryota; Metazoa; Chordata; Actinopteri; Syngnathiformes; Callionymidae
Gene: tmem106a
Product: transmembrane protein 106A
Exons: 8
Coding region: 183-899 (238 amino acids)
Source: RefSeq, a predicted model, not a curated record